Eimeria necatrix is the source of this 990-nucleotide messenger RNA. RefSeq lists its product as hypothetical. The record is from RefSeq and is a predicted model, not a curated record. Lineage: Eukaryota; Apicomplexa; Conoidasida; Eucoccidiorida; Eimeriidae. The transcript is spliced from 3 exons. The coding region runs from base 1 to 990 and encodes 329 amino acids.
AUGUGGCAUUUUCAAGUCCUUUUUCUCCUGCUGCUGCUCCCCGCGUUUGCUGCAGACUGGCUAGCCACCCCGGAACUCCGUCUUCAACUAAAACCCGUUUUUGUUCGAAAGUACACCAACUCCCUGCGCUGCAUGCUGCAGCUGCUGGAGCCCCGCGACUACCCCGAGGCUUUUGAACGCUUUGAAGUGGAACAAGUUGUCCCGGAGGAAACGGUGAAAGAGCGAAUUGCUGCAGCAGAUAUUCCAGAAGAAGUCAAAACUUCGCUGCGGAGCUUUCUGCUGCUGCGCCGGAAGAUCUUGCGCGGCCUGGCGAAGCAAAGAGCUGCUGUGGAGGCCUUGAAUGCCCCGGAAGGAUCUGCAGCAGCAGCAGCAGCAGCAGCACAAGGAAGCUCGGCAGCAGCUGCUGCGGGCGGUGAGCCGCUCGCAGCAGCAAAGUCGCCGCUGCUGCAGCUCAUCCGGCUGCACAGCUUCCUCCGGCUGCAGCUGCGCCCGCAGCAGCGAGCGCCUUCGCUGGAAGAGUGGCAGCGGCAGCAGCAGCAGCGGGAACUUCAAAGACGCAUGCAGAAGAAGUCCCAUGCAGCUGCGUCUUCGCCAGCUGAGGAAGAGCUCAUGGGGACCACGGAGGACCUGCCACAGGCGCAGCUGCAAAUGGGAGAUCAAAGCGAAUACGACAGAGUCGACAAACUUAUAGACGAAGUGGAGCGGCAGAUAAUAGAAAGCUCGCCAGACGAAGAGGCUGAGGAGGAGGGAGCCUCUCCUUUGUUCAACAAAGCCUACCGCUCGGCUGCUGUUCGAAAGCCCCGCAGCUUCUACAACUACUUCGGUGAAGACACAGUGCCUUUGCUUGAGACGGACCCAGACGAGAUCCUCUUGAGGCUCGCCGGAUCCUCCAGCGCCUCCACAGAACAUGAAGCUUUCCUGCCUCUUCUGUUUCAAGACCCAGGAACAGCCCCCCACGCAGCUUCGCCAAUCCCGCCAGACCCUCCGUAA